AUGCCGGACCCAGUCUCAGUCGGGAUCGCCGUCGGCGUCGCCACGGGCGCAGCCGCCAUCGCGCAGUCGCGCCUGCAAGCCGCCCGCGACGCGAAGGCUGCCGAACGCGACGCGUCGACCAUCAGCGGGAUCCUGAAGGAGAUGUCGCUGACCACCUCGCGGGUCCGACAAGGGACCUCAGCGGCCUACGGCCGCCUGGCGAGCGGCUCGACGCCGCGGCGGCCGAGUUUGACGCGGCGGCCGUCGGCGAAACGGGUACCUAUCUUUUCGUACGGCGAAAUAGCUGGUUUGAGCGUGCGGUUGCCUGCCGACGGCAAAACAUGUGGACCAAAGGGGUUGCUCGUCACCGACGCGCUGCGUGGCCAGUGGGCGCACCAGUGCGGCGUUCAGGCCGGCGCGCGUUUGAUCGCGAUCGACGGCACGCGCCUCGAGGGCCUCGACGCGGCCGAGAUCCGGUUGGCCGCGUCCAGGGCGUCGCGGCCACUCUGGCUCGACGUCCAGCCCGGCGGGCACGCGCCGACCGGCGACGCGCUGUCCGGCGCGCACCUGCUGCUGUGA
Messenger RNA from Pelagomonas calceolata, 558 nucleotides. The record is from the annotation of a GenBank genome assembly. NCBI's taxonomy places the organism in Eukaryota, Pelagophyceae, Pelagomonadales, Pelagomonadaceae.